Clarias gariepinus (North African catfish) is the source of this 2825-nucleotide messenger RNA. Its product is annotated as erythroferrone. The record is from RefSeq and is a predicted model, not a curated record. Gene Ontology annotation, molecular function: hormone activity. NCBI's taxonomy places the organism in Eukaryota, Metazoa, Chordata, Actinopteri, Siluriformes, Clariidae. Bases 882 to 1760 code for a protein of 292 amino acids. The transcript has 8 exons.
GGGAGAGAUGAGGGAUCAGGGUGGCUGCAGAGAGACAAAGUGACGGAUCGAGAUUCACGAGCGGAUAAGCAAGGGAAGGAGGAGUGAAGGGUUGAAAGGAGGAGGGGCAUGAGCUGCUCAGGAGCUUAAAAAGAGCAGAGCGCGAAAGGGAACCUAACACAGAGUGAACAUGGAAUAAACUGAACGCGCUCGUCUGGAGGGGGAAUAAGAUCAUCAUCACUUGAGGGCCUAUGGAGCGGGAAGGAACCGAGCCAACAGAGGGAGUGUAAGGUUAGUGAGAGAGCAGGGAGUAACUAAGACAGGGAAUCCCACCCACUGGGCAAGUGUAACACACACACACACACACACACCGGUUUUAUCACAACCAGUCACGCUGUAACAGAACCGUGUAGCCGUCUAAUCAUCACACAAACGCAUCAGCGGCGCCACACAUGCUGUAUUUACGGAAUACACACACACACACGGACUCGUAGUUCAAAGCUCGACCUGAGGGAGUUUAGACUGUAGCAAAAAGGCAUAGAGAGUCUUGGAUGACACAAGGGCAAGACUGAGCUUGGAAGGGGGGGGGGACAAAAGAGUGACGUUAGGACUGAUGCACCACUCGCAUAGCAGAGGAUAAAUAUUCCACAUCUCCAGGACUGAACCGCACAAAAGAUUGAUGUUUUACCUUUCUUAAAACCAUCCCAGCACUAUUUCUUCAUGAGAAGCAUCAAUCCUUCGAGGAACUGAGGAUCCAUCUUCACAUCAGCUAUAUCCUUUUAAAAAACCUUUUCUGGAAAACACUACGAAAAGCCCAAAGAUCACUCUCCACCAUCCUGGGAGUGGGAUGGGACCUGAACACUGAGGAUACGUGAGAGAUCACCGCCCGCCGACCCUGCAGCAUGUUGCCCUGGCAUGGGACGAAAUGGCCACUUGUGCCCCUGUUCCUGAGCCUCCUACUCACCACCUGGGCUGGACAGGACAGCCUCGAGGACGUGGACGUCGAUGAUGAGAGCAACUCCGUGAGCACAGAGAGUCCUGAGACUGUGUCUUCAGAUAUGGACAUAGUUGAUCCUCACAUGACCUGGAUAGCCUUCAGGGAUAACUCAAAUAAGGGUGGAAACAAGAAGCCCAAACAAAAUAAAAGAAUCUCUAAGCACGGCCUGCCUGGUCCUCCAGGCCCUCCCGGACCCCAGGGGCCUCCUGGUCCUCCUGGCCCGCUGAUGCCCAACCAGGACGAGAUACUGGAGGACCUUCAAGUAAAACUAAAAGAGAUGGUGGACAGCCAGUGUGUGCUCUGUGAACAGCCCCCCCGCGUGGCCACGGCCUUCCACAGCCACCUGCACCGCAAUCUGCUGGUCCAGAGACGAAGCCUGCAGGAGCUCCAGCCUUUCAGCAGUCCGUCAGACACCGAGCAGUUCCACCAGCGGGGGCAGGGCUUCAACGCCAGCAGCGGGCGCUACACCGCUCCGGUCUCGGGGUUCUACCAGCUCACGGCCAGCCUGGUGCUGGAAUCCAGUGAGAGUCAGAAAAGGACGCAGGCGCGACAGAGGGACAGCGUAAAGGCCUCCAUAUGUAUCGAGUCUCUGUGUCAGAGCAACAUGUCUCUGGAGACGGUAACAGGCGUGAGUCCUGCAGGAGGCGUGUUCAGCAUUCUGCUGACAGGAACCUUGUACCUGCAGGCUGGAGAGUACGUGUCUAUUCUGAUUGACAACGGAACAGGAUCAGCGUUAACAGUUCUCCAAGACAGCUUAUUUUCUGGGAUCCUUCUUGGAAUAUAAGACCUCAAAGACAAACCACACAGACACAGGGAAACAGAGACAAAGAGAGAGACAGACAGACAGACAGAGGACAGACAUGCAGUAAUUAGCUAGUCGGAAAGUGAGACACAUUCACACACAGAGGGAGAGACAGAGAGAGACAGAGAGAGAUGGACUCAUUAGCCUCUUGAACAGAAACACCUGUACAGCUGUUCACUUACACUGUUAUCCAAGCAGCCAAUCAUGUGGCAGCAGCACAGUGCAUGAAACCCAAGAGCUUCCGUCACAUCAAACAUCAGAACAAAUGGUGAACUUACACCAGCAGAAGAACACAUCAGGUUCCUGUCCGGUCAGCCAGUAAUAAAGAUCACAUUUGCAGAUUCACUCAAUAAUAAUAAUAAUAAUAAUAAUAAUAAUAAUAAUAAAACAUCUGACUGGUUUAAGUGAGUCUAAGAGAAAUAAAGGGUUUUUAACUCUUCUGUGGUCAUUAAAAGUCCCAGUUUGACUUGAACACCCCUGUGUGAAAACCCCAGGAGCUCAGCAGUUCCAGAAAGCCCCUAAACAUCAAAACGAACGAGCUCACAUUUUCUCCUCUUUGAUGUUUGAUGUGAACAAGCCCUUUCCUUGUAUCUGCAUGAAUUUACACCGGGUGCUGCCACAGGAUUGGCUGAUUGGAUCCCUGCAUGCAUAAACACAGACAUUAAACCAUCAAACACAAAAAGCUCCCGGUCUCUCCCAGGCCAGGCCAGGUCAGGUCUCGCUCUGUAUCCCGUCUGCGUUUGUACAGUACUCCAGGAAUCCUAACGUCAGUAUCAAUUAUCGCGUUUCACCCAAAUAUCUACACUAAGACGCUUUAGCAUCUUGCCAGCAGGAUCAUUACACAGUGCCACAUUUAUUCAUCUGUCCAUAGAGAUGUAUGUAUUUUUUUUUCAUGUGUUGUGUUUAUAUGCUACAGCGGUCCACUGAACAGGAAAAAAAGAAAUGAUAUAUACGUAUUUAUUUUUGCUUUUUUUUUUCGAACAAGUGUGAACAAUGUUAAUAAAAAAAUAAUAAUAAACCUCGCUGAACGUGAGACUGGAGAUUCUU